GUGCAGUAUAAACGGGUAUUUUUUGUCAGGGAUAUUGUAAGAUUUCAGUUUCCAGUCAGCAGCACUGGUAGUAAGAACUGAAUUUUACGUGAAAAGUCUAUAAUUCUUGGGUUGGACGUACGUGAGGUUAGUAAUGUCAUGGGUGUGGCCACCUUUGGCAAGGGCAAAAGAAAAAGGAUUUUAGCAACUUCAACAUUUGACAUGUGGACAAAAGUACUUGCAACUGAAGUGCCGAAAGAAAAGAUCGUCGUUGAACUGAAUUCAGGGAGACCUCGUAAAAUAUAAAUCAGUCGAAACUGAAAUGGAAAAGCGUAUUAUUACCUCGUACCCUGGGUUCGGUUCCAGGUUUUUUUUUUUACCCUCAUCAUGCGGGACGGCCGCGACACGUUCGUUGGUCUACUUGAACGGAAACGGAACACGCAAGAAACGCUCUGGUGCGGCACUCCCUGCGCUUGUCACGCAAUCGUUUGGGACUUGGGAGAUUGUAGGUAACAUUUUUCAGUAUUUCAAACUACUGUCGGAAAUUUGUUGAAAUAGCACUAUUUCCAGUCUCUCUGGGUUUGUCAGAAACUAGGCACCAGGUUGUUAGUGUUCGCCGUUCAAAGAGGAAAUUGCCGAGUUGCCGAGUUGUGUAUCGGGGAAGCCCACCAGCAACAAAACAUGGAAACGAGAUAACUUCUAAGAAAAUGUCUUACUUAGUUCAGGCUAACGAGGAUUCAAUGCCUCGGUGUCUUUCUGACACAAGGCUGGACGAAGCAUUUAGCGCUCAUGGGCAAAGCGGCCAUCGCUUCAGUCGAAAAACAUUCACUCGUCCCAGCUACUGUCAUCACUGUACGGACAUGCUCUGGGGCUUAACAAAUCAAGGUUUAAUUUGUGAAGUUUGCAACUUUGUGAGCCAUGAGCGCUGUUUGCAGUUUGUGGUGUCUCCUUGCAUUUCCAUAGCAACAUCUUUAGUGAAGGAUCCUGUGGCCCAUAGUUGGAGUGGACCCUCGUUCUUUAGGAGAAGAUUCUGUUGCGUUUGCCGGAAAAGACUGGAUGAACAUGUAGCAUUCAGAUGUCAAGUUUGUGAUUACUUUACUCAUGAAGAAUGUAAAGAGUUUAGCGUUAGUGAUUGCAAGAAGUGUGCUGCCUAUACCCCAUACGUGCAAAAGCAAUUACUUCAUCAAGCUCAUCAUUGGCGGGAAGGAAAUUUAUCACCCAGUGCCAAGUGUGCGCACUGUAAGCAUACAUGUGGAAGCAUUGAGUGUCUAACAAGUGUCAAAUGCAGCUGGUGUGGACUCUCAGCUCACAGUUCAUGCCACUAUAUGUUACCUAAGGAAUGUGGAUUUGGUUAUCUUCAGAAGCUUGUGUUACCACCAUAUGCUGUGUCAAUGCCAAACACCACUUUAUGGAGUUCGUGUUCACAAAACAGAUGUAGAUCUGCAACUUUAAAUGAAGUGGCAGAUGACGAUGAUGGAAUUGUCUCAGAUGACAAGAUAAGUUCAUCUUCUGAUACGGAUGAGACAUAUUUAAAAAUUUAUGAUGGUGAAGUAUCAGAUCCAAAACUUUGUAAAAAUGUUGCAAUUCCAAGGACAGCUCAAGUCAGUAAUGUUCUGGAGGAAGCUCUGAAGAAAUUUCACAUAACAGAUGAUCCCAGUAAUUAUUACCUUGCAAGAGCUGUAGAUGAAGAAAAUGAACGAGCACUUGAUCCUGAAGAAAAGCCUCACCAAUUUACAGAACACAAUUCAUCAAAACCCUUGAUCUUUCUCCGCAUGAAAAGUGCUGAUAGACGAAAAGGAUACAUCAGAGUGUACCCUGGAAUGAUAAAUGUGUCUGCAACAUUCAAGACGAUUCCAGUGACAGCAGUUACAACUGUUACAGAUGUCAUUCAAAUUGCUUUAGAAAAAUUUGGACUUCAGGGUGCAAAUCCAGAUAACUACUCUUUGACUGAAGUCCACUUAAAUCAGGGAGUUACUAUGAGUAAAACUUGCAAUAAGCCUACAAAAGAUAGACAUGUUGUUCAAGAACGGAGAAUGGAAAACAGUGAUUGUCCAUGGAAAACUUUAAUGGAUGUCAGAAAAAAGUCUAUAAGGAAAAUGAAACUCACAAGAUUCUACUUAAGGCAAAAUUUGGAGCCCCUGGGAAGUGUGUGCAUAUGUGUGGGGAGUUUCCCAGCAGGCCUGGAUUCAAGCAAAUAUGAAACACUAAUUAGCGAUAUUUUAGGAGAAACUAUGCAAUUUUGUGAAGUGAAAAGUGUUUAUCCAAGUUAUGGAAUGGUAUUUGUAUUUCUCCCAUCUGCUGAUGUAGCUGCUGAUGCUGUGGGUAAAUUUAUAAGUUCAACUGUGGACAGCAGGCAUCUGUUUGUAAGAGUCCUGCCUAACAUACAUCCUGAACUUUUCCCCCCUAACAGUCAACCACUUCUUGUGCUUGUGAACUCUAAAAGUGGAGGUGGUCAGGGGGCCGACAUGCUAGCGGCCUUCCAGAGAUUGCUCAACCCUCAUCAAGUGUAUAGUCUGACAGAAGGAGGUCCACUACCAGGGUUCUAUGCUUUCAGGUUGAUUCCUGAUUUUCGUGUAUUAAUCUGUGGUGGUGAUGGAACAGUUGGUUGGGUGUUGUCAUGUUUGGAUGACGUCCUUCAGGAAUUGAAGUGUAAGAUGCCAUCAUCUGCUAUUCUUCCUCUGGGCACAGGUAAUGAUCUCUCACGUGUUCUCCAGUGGGGAGGAGGUUAUUCUGGUGGGGAGAGUCCUGUUUCCCUCCUUAUGGCUAUCGACCAGGCACAGGAAGGUUUCCUGGACAGAUGGUGUGUGAUGUUUGAUUCACCGGACAUGACGGUCCCUGACACACUGUCAAAUGAUAGUGGUAUCAGUUCUACUAGUGGAAGGGAAGAUGAUCCGAGUAUUUUCACCAUGAAUAAUUAUUUUGGUAUUGGAAUUGGUGCUGAGCUGUGUUUGGAUUUUCAUCUUCAGAGGGAAGAAGCUCCAGAUAAGUUUCACAGUAGGUGAGUUGUGAAGUUUUACAGUUUUGGAACAAUCAAGGUUCUGGUGAUGUGUGUUUUUUCUGAUUUCAUGUAGC
Orbicella faveolata is the source of this 3051-nucleotide messenger RNA. RefSeq names its product diacylglycerol kinase theta-like. Gene Ontology annotation, biological process: phospholipase C-activating G protein-coupled receptor signaling pathway. Gene Ontology annotation, cellular component: membrane. Lineage: Eukaryota; Metazoa; Cnidaria; Anthozoa; Scleractinia; Merulinidae. The record is from RefSeq and is a predicted model, not a curated record. Gene Ontology annotation, molecular function: ATP-dependent diacylglycerol kinase activity.